Molecule: messenger RNA, 5203 nt
Organism: Ciona intestinalis (vase tunicate)
Lineage: Eukaryota; Metazoa; Chordata; Ascidiacea; Phlebobranchia; Cionidae
Source: RefSeq, a predicted model, not a curated record
GUAGAAAUAUACUAAGACAGAGUAAACACGCUUGAAUAAAUGUAAACUGUUACAAAGUCUAAAGCAUUAUGUCGUCAUCAGACAGAGACGAGCGAAAGAAAUGGAGACCGUGGUCUUUAAAUUCGGAUCAAGAUUAUUCCAAAACACCAUCUGUUCAAUUGAAAACAUAUAAUAAACUUGAUUCAGCUGAUGCACCGGUUUAUGAUGAUUCUUAUACGGACCCCUACCAAGAAAAUACAUACGUUAAUGAGAUUGCUGGUAGAGGCAUACUGAAAUCUGAAGGCAGCAUUGAUAGUGCAAACGACUCAGGGAUUGUUGAACUGGACGUGUCAAGGUUAAGCCAACUACCACGUCGCAAAGUCGAAUUUCCUCCAAUGGGAGACGGAGAUGAUGAAAACAACGCUGCUUUCCGUAAAGCAACUGAACGUAAGAAAAGUCAGUGGGAUGAAUACUUGGUGAACGUCGAUGUAAAGAGGUCGAUUGCUUCAGGGAUGUUCAAAGUAACUUUGCAUCAGCUUGCUAGAGAUGGUGAAACAGACACUUUAAAUAAAAUGUUACAAAGCAUUCCGGAGAUUCAAAGACGACGCCUGGUUAACGCAUCAACAGAUGACGAAGGAGCAACGGCACUUCAUCUUGCAGCGCGUCAUAAUCAUUAUAAUGUUUGCGAACUGCUCAUCAACUCUGGCUCAAACGUGGAUGCACGGGGCGAGGGUAGGGCGACACCUUUACAUUUCGCAGCUCGCUACAAACACAAGCAGAAGCGAAGUACAGAUGAUCCAUACGUUAACGAGCAAACAAAGGGAGUCAUCGCACUAUUAGCUGAACGAGGUGCUCACAUUAAUUUUGUUGACAUUGAAGGUCAGACUCCUUUACAUUCCGCAAGUAUCAAAGGCAACCUUCAUGCUGUUCGUCAACUGCUGAAAUGUCGUGGAUGCGGCAUCGAUAAUACCGACAGUCAGGGAAUGACAGCACUACAGAUGGCUGCUACACAUGGCCACGUGGAAAUUGUUCAGUUGUUAUUAGAACAAGGAGCAGAUUUCCAAAUGUACGAUAACGAUCUAAUGACAGCUCUUCACUUCGCUUGCUCCGAGGGAAGCAUAGAUAUUGUGAGGCAGAUAUUAAGAGAAGGGGAACGGGCUGGGAGCAUGGGUCUUGUUAAGAAAAUGAUGAUGCGGCCUGAUGCGGGAAAGAACACGUGUUUGCAUGUGACUGUUAACAAAGGACAUCGUGAUUUAACAUUAGAGUUAAUAGCGUGGUCGGGCAAACUAGACGAAGUUUUGCAAUUCGUUAACCUGCCAAGAGCUCACAACGUAACGCCGCUACAUAUAGCUGCAUCGCAAGGUCACAUGGAAAUAACGAAGCUGUUGAUUGAAAGUGGGGCUCGAGUAAAUGCGAGGAAUGACAGUUUGGCAACUCCACUCUUGCUUGCUGCACAACACAACAAUUUCGCAAUAGUGGAAUUACUCCUGCAAUACAACGCCGAGUUGGAGAUACGAGAUAAAGACAACCUCACUCCACUAUUGAUCGUUUGUAAACAAGGCCAUUUGGAAACUAUAUCAUGGUUGGUGGAAAACAAUGCAGAUGUUACCGCUACGGAUAAAAAUGAUAAGAAUUGUUUGAUGCUUGCUGUUGAAGAUAAGCGAACAUCUGCUGUGCAGGAACUUUUGAGAUAUGAAGCGGUUCGCAAACUUUUGGAAGAAACUGACAAAAAUGCAAACAGCGUGUUGCAUCUUGCAGCUAAAAAGGGGUUUCUUCCUAUUAUAAGGAUUCUACUUGAACAUGAUGCAAGAAUUGAUCCAAAAAAUGAAGAUGAGUCAACACCUGUGCAUAUCGCUGCAGCUCAUGGUCAACAUAUGGCAUUAAAGGAAUUACUUGAUCAUGAUAAAACCAUGAUCAACAGUUUGGAUGAAAAUGCAAAUACUGCCUUGCACCUCAGUGCAAUAGAAGGUCACACCACCUGCAUUGAGGUUCUGCUUGACCACGGCGCUAAUGUUGGAUUGCGCAACACAAAACAAUGGACGGCACUUGAUUGUGCUUGUAGCAAGGGCUUCGAAUUAACAGUUCAAAAACUUCUACAAGCUCAGUCUCCAUUAAACCCACUGAGAGGGGCAAGGACAACACCAUUACACCAAGCUUGUGUCAACGGGCAUGUUCAUGUCGUGAAGAUAUUAUUGGAUUGGAGAGCUGAUGUAAGUUAUAGAUUGGUGGAUGGAAGAAACCCAUUGGAUUGCGCAAUUGAUGCAGAUAAACGUGAAUGCGUGCAAGCAAUAAUUCAACACAGCAGCUGGAAGAAUGCCAUGAGAAACGGAUACACUGAUCCACUCACAGAUCUUAUCGUGACCCCAGUACGGAAACUGAUUGUUAAAAUGCCAGACAUGGCAGAGCUUGCAUUCAGUCGUUGCAUCACUGACAAUAAGAAACCACCAGAUGAUCUCAGUUUGGAGGUAAAACUUGAUUAUGAGUUUCUUGAUGAUAUGUAUACUGUAAUACAAUGGAAUGAUUCCCAUCAUAACGAUCAUGAUGAUGAUUCCGGGAAAAAACCUGUCAUCCCAGAAACUGGGUAUGAAGCUUUCAACGAUCACGGCAAACUCACAAAAAGUGCAAUCACUUACACAGAAGAUACAAGUGUCUUGAGGCACAACCAUCCACUGAGUAUCAUGGUGAAUCGAAAAAGAGAGCGCCUUCUACAGCAUCCGGUAGUAACAGCAUUGUUGCAAUACAAAUGGAAGAAGUAUGGUGGUUUAGUUUAUUACAGCAGCCUCAUAUUUCUCAUGCUGUUUGUUGGGCUUCUAAAUUGUUAUCUUAUAUUCAUUCCUCCCCCUUAUUCAAUUGAUUAUCUUAAAUCACUUGGCAAUCGCAGAUUUUAUGGUGAAUUUACAGCAGAUCAUAUCAACAACUACACAGCACCAGAGACCUGCUUCAGCCUGCUGCAAUCAGGCGCGGAGUAUAGAGGUUUUGAAAACAAAAGUGAAUCAGGAAAACCUUGCCUACCAUGGUCACGUACAAGCACCAACUCCCAUCUCUUCCCUGAUGCUGGUCUUGAUGGCAACUUCUGCAGAAAUCCAGGAACCCAACUGAAAAAACCUUGGUGUUACACCAACUACAGUGACACAGAUGCAGCUUUACGUACCAGAGAAGCAUGCAAUGUUACUUCAUGCCCAAUUUCUGUGAAAGGAUCUAACGUCCCAUUGGGAGCAACCUGUCAUUUUCCAUUCAAAUACAAAGGGGCUGAGUUUACAGAAUGUCUAAUUCAUUCUACUGGAGGAAUUUGGUGUGCUUACACAUAUGACUUUGAUACAGACGUAAAGUGGGGGUAUUGUUCAGAAGAGGAUUCUUUGUGCAAUGUUGCGAAAGAGCAUAAGAAGCCAUGUGGUUCGCCUGGAACAAACAAACUGAAUUGUGAAGCAAGAGGUUGUUGUUAUGUUGUAAAUGAUGCUGGCAAACCAACGGAGUGGACGGAAUGUUUUCAAAAACUUGACCCAUGUAGUGACAGAAGUAGUUACUGUCCAGUUUACAAGCAACAAGGUCUUUGUGAAAGAUCAAGAAGUCAGAUGGAAACCAGAUGUGCACUCACUUGUGAAUAUUGCAAUGUGACAGAAACUGUUAGAACACGGAAUAUCAGGAGUUUUUGUACAUCAUGUCUGUUUACCCGGAGCAAACAUUCGAUUCAGCGUGGGAGUCAACAUGUUACUACAUUCUUCCAGGGGCACAUGCAAAAUGGGGGGACGGCUGUCACUUCAUCAAAGUUUGGCAGGAGCCAGCAAGAAUUGCUUUGCUUGUUUAGAAAACUAGUAACAAUUUCAAACUAUUUACCAUUAUCUAAACAGGUGAUGCAAGUUUGGAACUAUCAGCUGGAAGCAUUUCAACCCGUCUUCUUCCUUGAACUCAUUUUGUUUGUGCUUUGUCUUCUCUUGUCUUUGAACUUCAAUGAAUUUGAUCUAACAUAUACAAGAGAAAUGUUGUCUGAACAAGAAAUAUAUAGACCGCUAGUGGAAGCAUUUCAAACAGAAACAGGUCUUCGACAGAAUUGGCAAUGGCAGUGUGGCGUGAUGGCAUUAUUUCUUUCAUGGAUGAAUCUUUUGUUGUACAUCAGAAAAAUUCCUUACCUUGGCAUAUAUGUUGUAAUGUUCAAUGAUGUAUUCAAAACAUUUGUUAAAUUUUCUCUUGUGUUUCUGUUGUUCAUAUUGUCAUUUGCCUUCACCUUCCACACAUUGCUGCAAAAUGAGCCACAAUUUGAGCAGUCAUUCAAUGCAAUCUUAAAAACAACGGUCAUGAUGGUCGGUGAAAUUGAUUUUGGUGGAAUCUUCUUUGGAGACCAAGUUUCUUUCUCAAAUCAAGUUUUCUAUAAAGAAGUGACUUAUCUUGUUUUCAGCAUCUUUAUUAUCGUGAUGAUGAUUAUAGUCAUGAACUUAUUGGUUGGUUUGGCUGUUGGUGACAUCAUAGAAGUGAAAGAACACGCAACGUUGGAAAGACUUAAAAUGCAGGUUGAACUUGCACUGGAAGUUGAAUUCAGUGUUCCAAACUUCUUACGUAAGAAGUUUGUAAGAAAAGAAGAAACUGUUCAUCCAAAUAAAUACAGAAAGAGCAACGCACUAAAAAGAGCUUUGCUGCAGAAUCAAGAUCUUUCAUCUAAGAACAUUGCAAAUGCUAUGAACCCUAACAAGUCACAAACUGAAGAAAUUCGCGAAAAUGUAGAAAACUUGAACCACAUCAUCAGAUCUGUUCGUAAUAAAACUGGUGAAGUGGAAACUUUGGUUCGCGAGUUAAUCGCAGAAUUUCGCGAGACAAAUGGAAAUGAAUCAACAAACAUAGAAGACAAGCUCAGCAAACAAAAAGUAAAGAUGUCGAAAAAAAAGAAAAAAAACAAGUCUGCCAAGGUUGAACAAGAAGACAUACCAGUGGUGCAGGUUUUAACAAAACAAGGAUUUGACGACGAUGAUCAAAUGUACGAAACUGUUUUGAACGAUGUUUAAACAUUCAACGCUUUGUAAAAAAAGACUCUUGGCAUUUGUAAAAUACAUCAAUAAACACAAAGCAAUCAAUAACAAGAAUUCAAUAUUUUAAUUGCGUCAUAUUACAACCAUUGUAAAUAUCUUUGCUUCAAUGUGAAGAAGGAAACAAAACAAUGUAAAUUAUUAUUUGUGUACAUUUCAGCCUGUUGAUGUAGAAUUAAUAGAAUUUAACAAAUAAAAACCACAAUUGU